Messenger RNA from Macrobrachium nipponense, 2606 nucleotides. Its product is annotated as SET and MYND domain-containing protein 4-like. The transcript is spliced from 5 exons. Gene Ontology annotation, cellular component: nucleus; cytoplasm. The record is from RefSeq and is a predicted model, not a curated record. Lineage: Eukaryota; Metazoa; Arthropoda; Malacostraca; Decapoda; Palaemonidae. The coding region runs from base 344 to 2401 and encodes 685 amino acids. Gene Ontology annotation, molecular function: histone deacetylase binding.
CAUGAGAUAAGUUGGUAACCAGGUUUCAGUGCUGAAUGUUUUGAGGGUAAGUUGGAUAGGACUUAGGCAUGCCAAAGAAAACUUGCGUAUUGAGAGAGAGAAAGAAAAAAAUGAACUAUUUCCUUUUCGCUGACUUGACUGCUCUGCAGUGGCAGACAGCUAGCACGGCACGCGUCGCUAGACGAAAAUAACCCAGCUGGUGGCAACAGGAGUACCACGUUUGCUCAGGGUAUCAGUUGCUACUGUUCGGUGAAACUACAACUUUGUGCCAAUGUUCUAUUCCGCUGUGUUCAGGAUAAACGAAUUUCAACGUGCAGAAUAGCAGAUUCCCCCAAAUGAAGUUAUGGCUUCAAAUGACAUAGAGCAAUUAAUGAAGGGCUUCCAUGCUGAGAUAGGCUCUGAAAAACUUGGUUGGUUGAUGGAACAGUUCUCUGGUAAUAAGACUCUGAAAGAGUUGUUUCAACUUCUUUGGGAUGUUCCAGAAUCUCAUCAAUGUCUGUCAGUCUCCUUGAUUAAGUCCACAAAGUGUAGCGAAAAAGCUGAAAAAUUUCGAAUUGAUGGAAAUAAAUUCUACAAACAAAGAGACUUUGAAAAAGCUCUGAGAUUCUAUAACAUGAGCAUCAUGAAUGCUCAACACCCAGAGUAUUCUAAGUUAACACAUUCCAAUUCACUAGUCAACAAUGAUGUAAAUACCAAGAUGAAAAUGGUUGAGAAUGAAAGUGUUGCCAAUCAAAUUUCUCCUGGGAAGCAAGAAGAUACCGCAUUAGCUCUUGGUUUUGCCAAUCGGUCAGCAGUAUUAUUUGAGAUGGAAUUAUAUGAGAAGUGCCUGGAAGAUAUCAACUGGGCUAUGACACAUGGGUAUCCAGAAUCCUCCAUGCAUAAGUUGGAAAAAAGGAGACAAAAAUGCAUUGAUGCCAAAAAGAGACAAUGUAAGCCAAGAGUCUGUUAUCUACCUGAAAACUGUAGAAGUGUUUUGCAGCAGAUUCUCUCGUCUUACUUUCCCACCAAACUUCCAGAGCUUGAAGAAUCUAAUUCCACGAUGCCCUCUUUCAGCAGUUCAGUCACCAUUGCUUUCUCACCCGACAAGGGUCGCCACAUAGUUGCAGUGAAAGAUAUUCGUCCGGGAGACCUCAUUGCUAUAGAACAAAGCUACUGUCACAGCCUUGACUGGGAAAACAUGGGGACUUACUGUAAUAACUGUUUGGUUCGCUGCCUUAUUCCACUUCCAUGUCCUUAUUGUUCAUUGGUAGUGUUCUGCAGUGAAAGAUGCCGUCAGCAGGCAGUUUUUGGAGAUCACUGGCUAGAAUGCACAAUACUCAAUAUGUUGAGCUUUCUGGUACUAAGGCCGGUCUUCUCUAUCGUUUAUAAAUUAUUAAAAUAUCCAUCAUACAUCAAAUGGAAAACUGCCCUUGAAGGAUUACAAGAAAGAGAAAGGCACUGCAGUCCAGAAGAACUGGGUUUAAACGAAGAAGGAAUAUAUAGCCCUACUGAUUAUGAAUCUAUCUAUCAUUUGGUCACGAAUAAGGAAAAACGUCCAAGUGGGGACCUCUAUGUCAAGUGUCUUAUUGCUUUUAUACUGACAGAUCUUCUCAAGCAAAGCAAACGCUUCUUUGUCGAUUACUUCGGCAAUCCUUUUGAUCCGGGCAAAGAAGAUCUUCUACUGAUGGGAGAAACAUUGUUUUCUAAUCUGAUGAAGAUUUCAUGUAAUGGAUUCCAGUUGGUAGAAUUCCAGUGCACAGGGCCUCCUGUUACGUUAAGCAGAGCAACCAUCGGCUCAGGAGUCUUCCCAACGCUAUCCCUGGUUAACCAUUCCUGUGAUCCAUCAACUACAACGUAUGUUUAUGGUCGCACACAAGUCAUAAGAGCAUCGAGAUGUAUUUCACCAGGGGAAGAAAUUACCGAGAGUUAUUGCCAAACAUUUUAUCAAGAAGGAGAAGAAGAAAGACAAAUGGGCCUUUUGGAAGUCUAUCAAUUUACUUGCCACUGCGAAGCCUGCCAGAAAAAAUGGCCGACUUAUAAGAACCUCCCAAAGGAAAUGCAUAUUAAAUGUCUAGAUUGUUCAAGACCAGUAGGUACGGUGACAGCUGUGUGCAAUAACUGCAAACUUGAUUAUUCGUGUCAGGGGCAUGAAAUAAGUAAACAGUUAUCAGUAAACGAAUGGUGGAAUACCGUAAAAAAAGUGAAAGAGGCAUUUGAAAAUUCUCAGAAAAUAUCCGGAAAACUUAAGUCAUCACAGCCCCCAACCAUGGAUGAUUUUUUGAUAAUUCGGGACGCAAUGGAAACUUUAGAUAAAUAUGUCAUAAGCCCUUGUCAACAACUUUGGGAUAUCUAUGAUACUAUGGACCUUUACUUCAGGUUAUCUGAAGACCCAAUUUUUUCAUAUUUACAAGAUUAUGAAUAAUUAUCUUGGGCGGCAAAUUAUAUAACAUUGUUAUAAACAAUGCAAGUUUGUGUAAACUUCAAUAUUCUAUAAAGAUAUCAUAUUUAGAAAUAUUGCAAUGAUCGGUGUUCAUUUUUAUCGUCCUGUUACAGUAUAAGAGAAAUAAGUAAAAAUGUAUCAAGGAUGAUUCAACAGAUACAAGUAGUACAAAUUUAUCAAUUAGUUU